AUGGAGGAUGUCCUUGAUCAAGAAGUUGAUGCUGCUCUUGGUAACGGAGGUCUUGGUCGUCUUGCCGCUUGUUAUAUGGAUUCUCUGGCUACAUUAGACUAUCCUGCAUGGGGAUAUGGCCUCAGAUAUACUUAUGAUGGUUAUCAAGUAGAAUUUCCUGAUUAUUGGCUGAAUUUCGAUAAUCCUUGGGAGUUGCCUCGUCUUGAUGUCGUUGUUGAUGUCCAAUUCGGUGGUUCUGUCAACAAAUAUACUGAUGAAGAAGGUCGAGUGCGACAUGUUUGGGAAGGCUCUGAUAUAAUAAAAGCUGUUGCUUACGACGUUCCUAUUCCUGGAUAUGGCACCAAAAACUGCAUUAAUAUCCGUUUAUGGAGUAGUAAGCCAAAGCGUCAGUUUGAUCUUCACCGAUUUAACGAAGGCCAAUACGAACAGGCCGUUCAAGAACAAAUGCAGGCUGAAAAUAUUACUGCUGUCCUAUAUCCAAAUGACAACCAUAUGGUUGGUAAAGAAUUACGUCUCAAACAACAAUACUUCUGGGUUGCUGCUAGUCUACACGAUAUUGUUCGUCGUUUCACUAAAUCUGGAAAACCGUGGAGUAAAUUUCCUGAUCAGGUUGUUUUCAUUCCUGAUUAUAAUGUAUCUGUUGCCGAAGUUAUUAUUCCAGCGUCAGAUAUUUCACAACAUAUUUCAACAGCUGGCACUGAAGCUUCUGGUACUAGUAAUAUGAAAUUCGUCUUAAAUGGCGGCUUAAUUCUCGGGACUGUAGAUGGUGCAAAUAUUGAGAUUCAUGAAGAAAUUGGUGAUGAUAAUAUAUUCAUGUUUGGAAAUUUGGCUGAUCAAGUUGAAGAUUUGAGGCAUGCUCAUAGGUAUCGCAAUGUACCAAUGGAUCCUGCACUACAAGAAGUCGUUAAGGAUAUCGAAUCCGGUCAAUAUGGCGAUUCACGCAUAUUUGCACCUCUAAUUAAUACUUUAACUGUCGGCAAAGAUUACUAUUUAAUCUCAGAUGACUUUGGAUCAUAUCUUAAUGCACAGAGCUUAGUCGAUGAAGCGUAUAAAGAUCAAGAUGAUUGGAUAAGAAAGAGUAUUUUAUGCACUGCCCGAAUGGGUAAAUUCUCAGCGUACGUAUAA
Molecule: messenger RNA, 1125 nt
Organism: Racocetra fulgida
Lineage: Eukaryota; Fungi; Glomeromycota; Glomeromycetes; Diversisporales; Gigasporaceae
Source: the annotation of a GenBank genome assembly